AUGUCAUUUAAAUUCAAUUUUGAUGUAGAUGAAGAAACAGAGGAAAUCAAACAGAAAUCGGACGGUCUUGAACAGUCAGAUGAUACUGUGAUAGAGGAAAGAGAAGCAAAGAUUAUUGAUUACAAUAGCUCACCUAUUUAUAAUACAGACAAUAUUGAACAUCUAUUGAAUGAAAAUGGUAUAUUGGUAGAGAAUGUGCCGUUCAAACAAGGUGUUCAAUUGAAGAAACUUGCAAAACCAUUGGUUUCGUUAUCUACUAGUAGUGGUAAUAAUAAUAGUACUGGUGGCAACGACAACAAUAACAACAACAACAAUAAUAAUAAUAAUAAUAAUACUCUCCAGAUGUCACAAUUAAUGGAAAGUGAAUCACUAAACAACAUGUUGAAUUCAAACAAAUCGGAUUUAAUACCGGGUGUAUAUGAAGGUGGAUUCAAGCUAUGGGAAUGUGCAAUCGAUCUCGUUAACUAUAUGAUCGAAAAGCAGAUAUCUCUACAGAAUAAACGUGUCUUGGAGAUUGGUUGUGGUCAUGGAUUGCCUGCACUCUACUGUUUGUCGAAAGGUUCAGAUGUUACAUUACAAGAUUACAAUCAAGAGGUUAUAGAUACACUCAGUAUUCCCAAUUUGAAAUUGAAUAACUUUAAAGGUCAAACAAGAUUUAUAUCUGGUGAUUGGAAAUAUGUUGAUACUUUAUUAAAAGAAGAAAAGUUUGAUCUAAUUUUAACAUCAGAUACUAUAUAUAAUAUAAGUUCAUUCAAAAAACUCUAUAAUUUGAUAAAGAAUCAUUUAGCACCCAAUGGAAUAUGUUUAUUGGCAGCAAAAUCAUUCUAUUUUGGAUUGGAACAAUUAGAAAGAAUUAGCGAUGGUUCAUCAAACCUUAGAGAAAUAAUCGGUCUCCAACUUCCAUGA
Molecule: messenger RNA, 906 nt
Organism: Heterostelium album PN500
Lineage: Eukaryota; Evosea; Eumycetozoa; Acytosteliales; Acytosteliaceae
Product: class I SAM-dependent methyltransferase
Exons: 6
Coding region: 1-906 (301 amino acids)
Biological process (GO): peptidyl-histidine methylation, to form tele-methylhistidine
Molecular function (GO): protein-L-histidine N-tele-methyltransferase activity
Source: RefSeq, a predicted model, not a curated record